Messenger RNA from Suillus fuscotomentosus, 1218 nucleotides. RefSeq lists its product as uncharacterized. Lineage: Eukaryota; Fungi; Basidiomycota; Agaricomycetes; Boletales; Suillaceae. Bases 1 to 1218 code for a protein of 405 amino acids. The transcript has 3 exons. The record is from RefSeq and is a predicted model, not a curated record.
AUGGAUGUACCGGAUGUGGCUUUGGUCGUUCAGUGGCGAGCGUCAUGCAAGCUGUCUGCCCUUUGGCAGCGGUUCGGUCGUGCAGCCCGAGAUCGCUUGCUGGAAGGGACUGCGUUGCUGUUUGCCGAAAAAGAGUACUUCGACGAUGUACGCGAUGAUAAGCGUAAGCGUCAGGAGCGUAAAAAGAAAGCAACAAGCGCACCUGAUAAUCAACCACCUGCUAAACGUCGUGUAAUUGACAGUUCCACCACUGUUGGUAUUGCGCACCCUGAAGAAGGUGAUGGAGCUCAGGCUACUAGUAGUGGUUCAACGGCAAACACACCUAUAGUUACUGAUGCACAGUUGAGGGAAUUGAUGAGACCACCAGCAAGCAGAUUAGAAAGGGUGUCAAGGCAGAAGAAAGAAAAAGAAUUGGAUCAGGCAAUGGACUUGCUAAUCAACGCCAAUUAUCAUGGUGUUGGGUGUCGGCGGAAGGUAUUUAAUAUCCAAUUUGACAAUGGAUCAGCGGAUUCGAGUCACCUUAUAUGCGACCCAUCAGACGAAGAAGGCUGCUCACGUUGUGCCCCAACAAAUUCUAAAGUGUGCUGUGACAUCCAUCACCCUUUAGCAUUCUCGUCAUUCGAUCCUAUCGUUGCCUACCAACCACCCAGACUUCCCAUGCGCUCUCGACUUGCAAAGUAUACCAUGGAAUCACAGGAGCACAAAUUGUGCAAAGCGCUGGAGGAUUGGAGAGACCAGAAGACAGUGGAGAUAUAUGGACGUUCACACCUAAUUGAUCUUGGUCCAACUGUUGUGAUGGGUGACAUGGUCCUUGAUCGGAUUGUUGACUGCGCCCAUUUUCAGAAGAUUAAGGUCGCCAAGGAUCUCCGCAAGGAAACACAUUGGUCUGUCAAUGACGACCUGGCCAAGGAGGUGAUCGCUAUAAUCCACUGCAUCAUUCCAAUCUCACUCUAUACAACUGCCCCCCUACAACAAUGCCCUCUAUCUACCAUUGUCCACGCACCAAACAGUAGGCUAGUUGCGUCAAAUGGUCCACCAGCCGAUGUCAAAAAGGUGCAGAAGUGCAGCGCUUGUGGCCAGACAGGUCAUAACAAAUGUGGUCGUGUCUGUCAAAUGCAUCCAUCGCGGAUAUCUUCCGCAGCAGGGAAGGAGAAUGUAAGUAAUUCUCAGCGUCUUGCAAAAACGGUAGGUAUUGAUAAUCUCACACAGAGCACAUAG